This is a messenger RNA of Vitis riparia (riverbank grape), 1158 nucleotides long. Its product is annotated as glucan endo-1,3-beta-glucosidase 4-like. The transcript has 3 exons. The record is from RefSeq and is a predicted model, not a curated record. The coding region runs from base 93 to 878 and encodes 261 amino acids. NCBI's taxonomy places the organism in Eukaryota, Viridiplantae, Streptophyta, Magnoliopsida, Vitales, Vitaceae.
CAGCUGCUUUUAUGGCUAUCUCCCAAGUGUAUUUAUGGAGGGUCGCUGAAGCAGACAACAUUCUCAGUUGAAGUUGGUGCUGCUUUGUUGCUAUGGACCCAAGAAAACACUCUACUAGAAUGUUCAAUAUAGUUGUGUUCAUCUUCAUUUCAGUCACCACCCUGAUUAUAAGUACCCCAUGUGAUGCAAGAAGUUCAGCACAAAUGUUGGAGGUUGAAGGUGAGUUUGGUGAAAGUUCAGUCACUGGGGGGAGGAAGAUACAAGAAGUAGCAGUAAACUUGGAGAAUACUGACUCAUACAUAAGCUCUCCAUUUUCUCUACCACCUUUUGAUUCAUUGUCACCACUUCCCUCACCAGAGACAGCCCCUCCCUUUUGUGUUUGCCCACCAUUUUCCCCACAUCCACCUUCCACACCCACUACUCCACCCAUAUUCCAAGGCCCUCCUACACAUUCCCCAGUUCCAAAUCCUCCUGAAUAUGAGCUGCCUAGUCCCCCCAAGCAUGCGCCAAGCUCACCGAAGCGUGCUCCGAGCCCGCCAAUCUUUAAGCCUCCGGUGAUUCUACCACCACCAUCUACACCGCCUCCACUACAUAAGGCACCCCAGUAUGCUGUUUGGUGUGUCGCAAAGCCGACGGUGCCUGAUCCCAUAAUUCAGGAGGCCAUGGACUAUGCCUGCGGAAAAGGUGCAGACUGUGAAGCAAUUAAGCCCGACGGGUUAUGCUUCCAACCCAAUACAUUGUUUGCGCAUGCUUCAUAUGCUUUCAAUAGUUACUGGCAGAGGACUAAGGUGGCUGGUGGCACCUGCGACUUUGGAGGAACUGCAAUGCUUGUUACAGUUAAUCCAAGUUUUGAUGAAUGCCAUUUUGUCUACAAUUGAUGAGUAGUGGUGAAGACAAUGCCUGAUUCCAGAGGGUAUAUGAAUAAUGCAAUAAAAUAGGUGUACGUGGGUGGUUGUCAUGGUUUUUGCAGCCAAACAUGUAAAAGUAUUUUGAUAGAUGGAUUCAGUUUGGAUUUUGGAAUAUAGUAUCCCUACGCAACAUCUACUUCUUAUUCUCUUGCCUUAAUUUUGUAAUCUAAAUUAUUACAUAAUACAUGAUGUUGAUGGUUAAGCUGGAUCUUAAUACAAUAAUUUAUUUUUAUUUUUAUUUUUUUGAGAA